Ectocarpus siliculosus is the source of this 963-nucleotide messenger RNA. Lineage: Eukaryota; Phaeophyceae; Ectocarpales; Ectocarpaceae. The record is from the annotation of a GenBank genome assembly.
AUGAACCAAAACAACGGCAACCAUUGGUCAAUCUUUGCCCGCAGCGGCCCGUCCCGGCUAACCUCGUACAACGAGAGCCUGGUGUACCGCCUCCUGGACGUGCUGCGGCCCGACCCCGUGGAGUACUCCUCUGCGACGCCGCUGGUGUUCUCGACGGCGAAGGAGUUCGAGGGCAAGGCCGACAAGAACGAGAAGUGGUACGGUACUCCAUACCAGGUGGAAAGCCUAGCGUCGUACGAGAAAGAGUGGUGCUCCCCCCCUGCGAUCCCGGCGCUGAAGCUCCCGGGGCCCAACCCCUUCAUACCGCGGGACCUGAGCGUCAUCAACCCCAAGGGGAGGAUCGUUAAGCCCGGGGAUAAGAUCGCGGCCCCGGCGGUGGUUCUGGUGUUCCCGACGACGGCGGGGUGGAAGGUGAGGCACAAGCUCGACGACAUCUUCGCACAGCCGAAGGUGGUGUGCAACCUGGAGGUCGUGAGCCCGGUGGCCUAUGAGAGUCCAAGGGCCGUAGCCGCCCUGAAACUCUUCGAGCUAUCCCUCGACGAGAGGCUCAACGAGUACGCCUACGACGCCCAGAUGGCGGGUCUAGGGUACAGCCUGGACUUCACGACCAGGGGACUUCGAAUGUCCUUCGCGGGGUUCUCGGACAAGAUGCCCGACUUCAUCGAGAAGGUAGCCCAGGCGGUCGCGACCUAUACCCCCAGCGACCCCGUGGAGUUCGAGCGCCUGCGAGACGUGGUUCGCAGGGACUUGACCAGCUACGACACGCAGCAGCCCUACCAGCACGCCAUGUCCAACGCGGCAGUUGCUUCGGAGGACCCCCGGUACACGGUGCAGGAAAUCCGAGACACCCUGGACUCGGUGAAGAUGUCAGAAAUCAAGCCGCUCGUGUCGAGAGUGUUCGGGCAGGCGGAAGGGUUGGGCCUCUUGCAGGGAAACCUUGAGUUCAGAGGCGUCGACCAGUGA